Cricetulus griseus (Chinese hamster) is the source of this 3142-nucleotide messenger RNA. NCBI's taxonomy places the organism in Eukaryota, Metazoa, Chordata, Mammalia, Rodentia, Cricetidae. The record is from RefSeq and is a predicted model, not a curated record.
GGACAUUUGGAUUCACCAGAGAGGCCCCGAAGAAGCCCAUUUCUUCCAAGUCUCACGUUUUAUCCACAGAGCAUGCUCGUGGUACAUGUCUUUGUACAUUAUUCCCUUUGCUAUGUAUCAAACUAACACGCACUUGAUACCGCAGUAAAAUGAGCCACCAGGAAGAUGGGCCCUGGAGAUUAUGUGCUCUUGAUAGAGUCUUUGCUCAAGACCUGAACUGGGCGUCCACGGGGUCUGCAAAACCCUUAGGUCCUUUUAAAAGUUUUCUGGUUUGGUUUCGCAACAGUGCAAACCGUGAGGGAUCUUGCAGCCCCUUCCUGCCUCCUCCAGCCUCAAACGCAAAAUCUAAACCAGCUGUAGCUGGGCUGUGGACACGGUGGGCUGGGCUGUGGGACAGGCUGGGGGGGCGGGGUCUCAGCCUGGCCCCUCCCCCGUCAGGGCGAGAGGGGCAAGUUCCGCCCGCCUCCCCGAAGGCUGCCCCGCCCCCUUCCUGCCCGACGACCGAGGCUGGAGGGCUAGCAGGGUUGCGAGCCUGGCUGGGGGCGGCCAUGCCUUUGUCGCUGAGCUCCCAUUUGUUCUUGGACCUGGUCUUGUGCGUGGCGGGCACCCUGUCUUUCCUGCUGAACGUGGUCGCCGCCACGUGGGCCGUCGUCCAGUACGUGCGCAGUGGCAGUUACUUGUGGGCUGCGCUGGUGCUGGCGCUGCUGGGCCUCGCCUCCGUGCUGCUGCAGCUCUUCAGCUGGGUCUGGCUGACCUCCGACCCCGCCGAGCUGCACGGGUCGCUGCCCUCGCGUCGUUUCCUGGCGCUGCUGCAUCUGCUGCAGCUCGGCUAUUUGUACAGGUUCCUGCAGGGGCUUCAGCAGGGGCUGUCCAUGUUGCGGCAGGAGCUGCCAACUGAGAGUGACCUAGCCUAUGCAGACUUCCUCUCCCUGGAUAUCAGCAUGCUGCGGCUCUUUGAGAGUUUCUUGGAGGCGACACCACAGCUCACACUGGUGCUGGCUAUCAUUUUGCAGAGUGGCAAUUCUGAAUACUACCAGUGGUUUGGCAUCAGCACAUCCUUCCUGGGCAUCUCGUGGGCACUAAUGGACUACCACCGGUCCUUGCGUACUUGUCUUCCCUGUAAGCCUCGCCUGGGCUGGAGCUCCUCUGCCAUCUACUUCCUGUGGAACCUGUUGCUGUUGUGGCCCCGAAUCUUUGCCGUUGCCCUGUUCUCGGCUCUCUUCCCCUACUACAUAGCCCUGCAUUUCCUCAGCCUGUGGUUGGUGCUGUUGUUCUGGGUCUGGCUUCAAGACACAAAAUUUAUGCCAAACUCCACUACUGAGUGGCUGUACCGGGUGACGGUGGCAAUCAUCCUUUACUUCUCCUGGUUCAAUGUGGCUGGGGGCCGCACCCUGGGCCGGUCCACCAUCCACCUGAUCUUCAUCAUCAGUGACAGUACUCUGCUGGUCAGCACCUGGGCAACACAUAACAUCUCGUUGCCCAAUGGAACCUUCUUGCCAUUGUGUUUGACUUUCGGAGGAACCUGCUUCCUCCUAGGACUGACUUUGCGUCUGAUGUACUACCUCUGGCUACACCCUCACUGCCGCUGGGAACCUGACCAGGUGGAUGGGGCCCGAAGUCUUCUUCCUGUGAUAAAGCCUAAGCGGCUUUAUAACAGGCGUGCCACUCAGUUAGCACAGAACUUCUUCCCCAAGGACAAAAAGAAGUCCACUCUGCCUGAACAGGUUGGAGAGGUGGAAGGAGUCUUUUGAGGCAGGGUCUGACUCAGCCAGCGAGGACGAUGUAGAGAGCUGGGCCUUUGAAGGGCCAAGGGCCAGUCAUAUACAAGCCAUUUUCUCUUCCUUUCCAACCAAUAGAGCUGCUGUCACCAAAGCCUCACAUUGCCAUUCUCACCUCUCAGGUAACUAACUGGUGGAGGUAUUCUCUCCUGGGUUCCUUGGCCUGACUAUAGAAGGCCCUGGGAUGCUAGGAGAUGUUCUUGAGAAGUCUUCUCUACCCCCACCCCAUCCACUUCAGUUAACAAAUGCUGAGAGCACUUUAUGUUCUGGGAGCAUCGUUCUAACUGUUGAACUGGCCGACACCCUAGCUUCUUUCCCUACCCACUUGAACAAAUCUGAUCUCAAAGACCAAAGCCAACGGUGACCCUGCCAGCUCCUCCAGUGUCGUGAUGCAGCAGUCUCUACUCUGGCUCUUAGGCCACCUUUAAAUCAAGUGCCUUAUGGACCUGUGGUCUAGGCCAUGCACUAUCCAUUGAGUGUUUUUCAUUCUAGCUAGCAUAUGUCUCUCCUACCUCAGUCUGUGAGAGUAAGUGAACAUGUGCACACGUGUUUAACAGUAUUAUUAAAACCGCAUGAAAUUCUCCAAACCACUAUGUACCAGUAAGUACACUCUAUCACCCUUUCUAUUACAGUGGCAGGGACCUGGAACCCCUUAAAACUGGUACAGAUCCCUGGAAUAGAGAUAUGGGCCGAGUUAGGUAUGACUUUGUAAUAACUAUCUAAAUUGUUCUAGUAUAAUAAAAACUCAGGAGUCAGAAAUUGAGAUAAAGACCUGAUAAACCCAAGGACAACAGAGAGCCCACUGGCUGACCUUCUCCCCACAUUUUUCCUUAAUUAACUCCCUAGAAAUCCUCUCUUCUCUCUUCCUGUCCUCUCUAGCAGACCUCUUCAUUCCUUCAAGAACUCUAUAGCUAAUCCCAGUCAGCCAAUCACUGACUCCGUCCUUUGAUUCAAGGUGGCUUUGCUGGCACAGUGGAAUGGCUAUACCUACAAUUCUCCCACAUUUCCCCUUUCAGUUGGUAGAGCAUGGGACUCUUAAUCCCAAGGUCAUGGGUUUGAGCCCCAUGUUUAGCCUUUCUCUGUCCCACUAGCUAGCUCCCAAAGGAGCACAGAGACUUAUUAAUUAUGAAAGCUUGGGCUUGUCCCACUAGCUCUUAUAACUUAAUCCAUUUAUAUUAAUCUGUUUGCCUCAUGGCUUUUUAGCUUUCAUUCUGUAUGUCUGACCCCUCUGUGUCUUGUGUCUCAGGCGCCUAGAUUCAUGCCUUAUUUCCUCUCUGCCGGAAGUCCCGCCCAUACCCUCUGACCAGCUGCUGGCCAGUCAGCUCUUUAUUAAAUCAAUCACAACAGUGUAUCUUCAUACAGUG